Messenger RNA from Cannabis sativa, 1930 nucleotides. RefSeq names its product vicilin-like seed storage protein At2g28490. The record is from RefSeq and is a predicted model, not a curated record. Lineage: Eukaryota; Viridiplantae; Streptophyta; Magnoliopsida; Rosales; Cannabaceae. The transcript has 5 exons. Bases 293 to 1774 code for a protein of 493 amino acids.
CUAUGAUUUAAUAAAAUCUAGAUUUUUCAUUAGGAGUUCAUUCCUUGCCACCUGUAGAAAGUUAUGGCAGUUUAGAUUAUUAGAUUAGAUUGAAAGGAAGAGAUAUUCAACACAAAUACCUCUUGUCAUUCAUCGAUCACAUUCCAACCUCUGAAUCCAAAUUGUGUCUAAACCAAAACCUGCCACCAAGCCUUACUUCUCUGCAUGACACACACGCGUCUUCAUCACUUCUCUUCAUAAACAUCAAUGCAUCAACACAAACACACACCUCAAACACCAUUGACAGAGAAAAAUGGGAAGAAUCAAAUUGACCCUUCUGGUUCUGAUGCUUGUGUUGAGCUAUGGAGUAUUGGGAAUAAUGGGCUUUGAUGAAGAUGAAGAUUGGACUAGGGAGAAGGAAAGGAAGAAGGAAGAGGAAAGAGAAAAAGAAAGAGAAAGGGAAGAUGAAAGAGGAGAGCUUCCCUUCAUAUUGAGAGACUCAAAGCAUGUGAUGAAAACUGAUGCAGGGGAGAUGAGAGUGAUGAGGAGCUCUGAUAGUAAAUUUGCUCAAGGACCAUUGAGAAUUGGGUUCAUUACUAUGGAGCCAAAGACCCUUUUCCUCCCUCAGUAUCUUGAUUCUGAAUUGACCAUCUUUAUCCGCAGAGGAGAAGUAAAACUAGGUUUCAUAUACAAGGAUCAACUGGCUGAGAGGAAAUUAAAGACCGGAGAUGUGUACAGGAUUUCAGCUGGCUCAGCAUUUUAUCUUGUCAACACAGGAGAAGGGCAAAGACUUCAUAUCAUUUGUAGCUUUGACACCUCUGAGAGUCUGAGAAUUGGAACUUUUCAGUCUUUCUUCCUUGGUGGAGGAACCAACCCAGCAUCUAUACUCUCAGGAUUCGACUCAGAAAUUCUUGAAAACGCAUUUAAUGUAACACAUGCAGAACUUAAGGAGAUUUUAAGUAGUCAACAAGAAGGUCCAAUAGUAUACAUACCAGAUUCUCGAUCACCAAAAACAUGGGCCAAAUUUCUUCAGCUGAAACAAGAAGACAAGCUUCAACACCUUAAGAAAAUUGUAGGGUUUCAUCAAGGAGAAGAAGAAGAAGACGAAGAAGAAUUGGAAGAAGACAUAAACCAAGAACAAAAUCAGAAAACAACUUGGUCUUGGAGAAAGCUUCUUGAUUCUCUAUUUGCAAAUAGAGAUAAGAAAACUAAAGAUUACAAAGGCAAAGGAAAAUCACCAGACUCUUACAAUCUAUACGAUGGCAAGAAAGGCUUCAAAAACAACUAUGGCUGGAGCAUCGCACUCGACGAGUUUUCCUAUUCUCCUCUCAGGAAAUCCGGCUGCGGUGUCUAUCUCGUCAAUCUCACAGCGGGAUCGAUGAUGGCGCCUCACCUGAAUCCAAAAGCUACAGAAUACGGAAUCAUACUAAAAGGAACAGGAAUGAUCCAAGUCGUUUACCCUAACGGGACCUCAGCGAUGAACACGGAGGUGAAAGAAGGCGACGUGUUCUGGGUCCCAAGAUACUUCCCGUUCUGUCAGAUCGCGUCUCGUGCCGGUCCGAUGGAGUUUUUCGGGUUCACUACCUCGGCUCGGAAGAAUCGGCCUCAGUUUCUGGUCGGGGCUAGCUCGAUCCUCCGAUCAAUGAGAGGUCCGGAGCUGGCGGCGGCUUUUGGUUUGAGCUUAGAGAGAUUAGGGAACUUGACGUCAUAUCAACGUGAAUCUGUGAUUCUGCCGACGUCGGCGGCUUCGCCGCCGGUGAAGCUGGCUAAGCCGAUAAGGAGCUUGAAGGAAUAAAGGAAAAAUAAUAAUAAUAUAAAUAAUAAUUUCGCUUUGGCGGGUUUUUAUUGGGUACUCUGCGAAUGAGCUUAGUUUUUUUUUUUUUUUCAUUUUUGUUAUUGUAGAAAGUGUAUGUUUCUUUUUUUAAAAAAAAAAUUCUGUCUCAAAUAUUAA